Messenger RNA from Schizosaccharomyces cryophilus OY26, 1137 nucleotides. RefSeq lists its product as uncharacterized. Bases 53 to 361 code for a protein of 102 amino acids. The transcript has a single exon. NCBI's taxonomy places the organism in Eukaryota, Fungi, Ascomycota, Schizosaccharomycetes, Schizosaccharomycetales, Schizosaccharomycetaceae. The record is from RefSeq and is a predicted model, not a curated record.
AAUAGUUGCUACACACUUCGCUUUCGCUGACCCUUUUUCAAGAAUUUCAAGAAUGAGUCAAGAUUUAUUUACGAACCCAUUUGGAAUUCCUCCGCCGUCUGAUGAUUCUUAUGCUUCCUUAAGCCGUUACAUAAGUGAAUUCUCACAGGCGAUUCCCCAGGAUCAGUUUGACUCGUUUAGAAGCAAAUUGGUGAGCCUUAAUGAAGCAGUUAUAUCCAAACUUCGAGGAGAGACUCUUACACAAGAUAACUUGUCUGAAAUUCGUGGGAUGUUUCAAGAGCUUAGAGAAGAGCUCAGAGAAGAUAUGAUUCAAGGAAGAAUGGCCUCCAAGAAGGACAGAAUAGCCUCAGAGAAGAUAUGAUUCUAGGACAAAAUAUCAUCAGAGAAGAAAUAGAAAGACAACUUGGACUUAUUGAAAGAUCUUUUCGAGUCAAUAUGAGUGAUAUUGUCUCAAGCAUCAGCCAAACAAAUUCCAAAAUGAACAAGACAAGGACCUCAGCACAGAGAUCUGAAAAACAUUAUUAAUAGAAAAGCUGGCAAGGAUACAAAACCGAUUCCGUUUAUAAAUGGAGAAAAUGCUACUACUGACCUACCUGAGUUAAAAACCAUUUCCGACAUUGACAGUUUGAGUCUAACCCAAUUGAAAACGUACGUGGAAGGUUAUGGCUACAAGUAUGAUCGGAAUGAGCCUAAACCUUUUUUAAAAAGAAAGAUUUCAAAUUCUGUCGGUUUAAUUUCUCCGCAAAAUACAUUAUAUGAGUUUUCCGACAGCACGAAACCCUUCAAGAUAUAAGGAAUCAAACUUACUACACCAGAUCGACAUGCAGGAAGACUCACACCUCGUCAUCAUUGAUGAAUGUUUACGACCAAAAUGUUAUCUUUAUUCUUCCCCCAGAUUCUAACACUAUAAUUUAAGAAAAAUGAUUUGAUACUUCGUCAUUCACUUGACUACCUUAAUAAAGUCUGGAAUUGCAUUUCAAAACAACUUCACAACUGUUCUAAUCAUGAAUAUCAUGUAACCCAUUUAUUUUUAAUAUUAAAUGAGGUUGUUAUAAUAUACUUAACAUGUUAAAAUAAUGAAUUCUAUUUUUUUGACAUUCGAAACGAUUAAACAAUCAGAUCCGAUAUAGCAAGGAC